This is a messenger RNA of Laccaria bicolor S238N-H82, 1581 nucleotides long. RefSeq lists its product as uncharacterized. The record is from RefSeq and is a predicted model, not a curated record. The transcript is spliced from 4 exons. NCBI's taxonomy places the organism in Eukaryota, Fungi, Basidiomycota, Agaricomycetes, Agaricales, Hydnangiaceae. Bases 1 to 1581 code for a protein of 526 amino acids.
AUGGCCACCGUUUCUCGUCCCUGCCUUCCUCAAGAACUAGUGGACACCGUUAUCAACUGGCUGAGCGACGACGUCGAAUCCCUUCGAGCCUCAUCCCUCGUCUCCCGCCGCUUCGUCGCCCUUAGCCAAAAACAUCUCUUCUCCACAAUUGCACUACGCUCUGAGCCUCAAUGCAGGCUCUAUCUACCUUUUAUAGCCCAAGAAGCUCCAACCCAAUCCCCAACUUCGAGGAUCAUCGCCAAAUUCACUGACCUGCUCGAAUCAUCGCCACACCUCGCCUCGUACGUGCACAGUCUCGUACUCUCCGACGACCUAUCCGAAACGGGGCAUACCCUCAACCCAGUAUCUACUUGGCUAUCUAUUGGCACCUCACAAUGUCUGGUGGCCAUCCUACCACGGCUUCGGAAACUCCAAACGUUCCAUAUCCAAGGGGUGUGGCAGUAUUCUACGGCGUGGAGCCAUUUCAACGCGCACUUACGAAAUGCCAUGAUGAAUAUGUUUCGGUUGAAGUCGUUGAGCUCCCUCAGCAUACAUUGGAUUCAUAAUUUCCCGCUUGCUAUGCUUCGCUCUUGCUCUCAGCUAAAGCACCUGGACUUGAGGUUGCCCAGCGUGAGUGAUGACCUUGACGGCGAACGCGAAAGCCAGGAAUUUCUGAGAACAGCUCUGGAAAAUACUACAGAUGACGCUGGGCAACCUCGUCCUCAACUCGAAUCACUUACGCUGAGUUGCUCUCUCUUCGUCUUGGAUUGGUUUAUCCGCCACGCAGACUCCAUUUUUGAUCUGACGCAUAUUCGUAAUCUUGCGUUUCCUGGACCAAGCAAAGGUGACGUUCUGUGCAAGUACAUCUGGAGUAUCAUCCAGACGUGUUCAGGCUCAUUAGAGCACCUGGCGUUGUGGCCGUCUAACUCUGUUAACACUUCAGUAUCAAUGUCCGCCGUGCUGGAGAAAAUGGAUCUCACUAUCUGCACAAAUUUGCACUCUUUCGACAUAUUUCUCAAUUUUGACGAUGACAUCGAGUGUAUGGGACCUCGCCUCAACACACCAGCCAAGACCAUCGACUGGAUGUGCGAGAUUCUAGGGAAAAUCCCGCAUUUGCGUGGGAUUGGAAAAGUUGCAUUGAGGUGCUAUACCCACCAUUACGAAGGAGCCGACGGCCUACUUCUCCGAGACUUAUCCUCGUUGAGCAAAGUUGAUGAUUUUCUUUCAGAAUACCCGGAGGCCUUAGAGCGGGUGUGUUUAUUGGUGGCGAAUAGCAGGUUGCCUGUUCCUGAGGUGCUGGAGACUAUGGAAGGUUAUCUUCCGCGCCUUUGUGCGAAGGGUAUUGUGAGUUCGGAGCUGGUCGAUGGUGGACCCAAGGGGUUGAAGACAAUUGAAGAGAGGUGUGAUACGGUGCACACUGUAGCUCUUGGUAGUCUUAGGGUUCUACCGCGAAGGAGUCGUGACUUCCUCGACUCAGCUAUCGGCGUGGCGUUAAUCUUGAAUCUUGGCGUUCUCUCCGUUCAAAAUGACCAGAGUUGGGACUCCGAGGCUGGAAAAUGCACUGAUCAUUCUGCUUCCUCGCCACGCACCUCCGGUAUUUAA